ACAGCUGUGGACGCUUCUUGUACCCUCCUCUAUUGAAGCCACGUCACCAUGCUACUCCGUGGAUCGUGUCCACGAUUAUUUGCAAACAGAAAAGAUCGGUGUUCUGUUGGUAAAUAAUAUAAAACUCUAGAACUGAAAACAGCUUUAGAUGAGCGUGCCUGAACUACGGGUGAUAUUUUUGGUGCCGAUGCGGCGAGUGGAACAUUUCACAAGCAAACAGGGUUGAAUUCUACUCAAUUGGUAUAUACAGUGUCAGCAGUGACCAUCCGACUUGGUGCAUUCCGGCGUCGCGUUCAUGUGGAAGACGUGACCUCAUGUUCGACAUUGGUGAACAUUCAGUUUGAAAUUGGACUCAAUGACUUUGGAACUAUGCGUUUUGCCAGAUGAUGUUUUCGAAGUUUUACACUGGACUCGCCGUGUGUAAGGAACACCAUCAGUGAUGUGUCUUGGAGUUGGCAUUAAGUCGGUUGUAUUCUUACGUUUCUAGGUCAAAUUAUACUCAGAGUGACUUUCUUGGAAAAAUGGCGCCAUCGAAGAAGAUCAUCCAAGUCAUAUUUCUGACUUCAAUGAUGUGGUUUAGUGUUGAUGUUAUGCUGUUAAUCACAUACACAACAGCUCCGGAGGCAAACUUUAGCUUGAAGCUACCCCAAGCAUUCUUUGGUGGGGACAAGAAACACGAACGGGAUGAGAGAGGAGGUAGUAAGAAACUGAACGUCCAAAAGUCCGGACUUGGUGAGGAUUUUCACGUCAACCAGGAACGGGAUGGUAUCGCGGUGGGUGAUUCGAACCGUAAGAACGGGGUGGUUCACCCCGGUGACGGCAUAGAGAGAAAUGGGAAUGUGGCCCACUUUAAUCAGAGGCCAAACUUUGAAAAGGUGGAGGACACCAACAAACAACGCAUACCUGAUGGAGAUGAAGGUGGGAAUGACGGAGGUAGAAGGAAGGAAAGCGGUGAUAAAAGCAUCAAAGGAGAAGUUCAAGGGAAAAGUUCAUUGUCAGAGUCUAAAGUUACUGAGACCACAGGAGAAAAAGCUGACAAGCCACAACAAGAAAUAAAGAAACUCCCAGCAUUUCAUCCUGUCCGUGACCUCGACGUGACCUCUAAACCACAUGACUUAGACGGCCCUGGGGAGAAGGGUAAACCAGUUAAGACCGACCCUGAAGAUGCAUCCAAGGUUGCUAUUGGUUUCAAACAUGCGUCUUUUAAUGAGUAUGUCAGUGAUUUGAUAUCACUGGAAAGAUCCUUACCAGAAAGGAGACCACCAGAGUGCAGGAUAAAGAAAUAUUCGGACGAUCUUCCGGAUACCAGUAUCAUCAUUUGCUUCACUGAGGAAUCGUGGUCCACGUUACUACGCACGGUACACAGCGUGUUGAAUAGAUCACCACCUGACCUAGUUAGAGAGAUCCUAUUGGUGGAUGAUUUCAGUCAGAGAGACUACCUGAAGGAACCCUUAGACGAAUACAUGGCCCAGUUCCCCAAGGUCAAGAUCAUCCGUCUCGAGAAGAGAGAAGGGUUAAUCCGAGCUCGGCUCCGGGGGGCUGAGGUUGCCCAAGGUGCAAUCAUGACGUUCCUUGAUUCACACGUAGAGUGUCAUGUUGGAUGGUUGGAGCCUCUACUACAACGUAUAUGGGAGGAUAGGACAAGGGUGGUGUGCCCUGCUCUGGAUAGCAUUGAUGCUACUACGUUCAGUUAUGCUGGCUCUGCUGAUAUAAUGGGAGCUUUUGAAUGGGAUCUACAGUUCCACUGGGUCGGCAUACCAGAACGAGAGCAGAAGCGGAGAAAAGAUGACUCCUACCCAAUAAGGACUCCUACCAUUGCCGGAGGUUUAUUUUCGAUAGAGCGUAACUGGUUUUAUGAGUUGGGUUCGUAUGAUAAAGGAAUGGAUAUAUGGGGAGGAGAGAAUAUCGAGAUAUCGCUCAGGACCUGGAUGUGUGGUGGUUCAAUGGAGAUCCUACCCUGCUCAAGAGUGGGACAUAUAUUUAGGAAAACACAGCCUUAUAAAUUCCCUGAAGGAAAUAUGAUAACCUUCUUGCGAAAUACUCAACGUGUUGUUGAGGUAUGGCUGGAUGAAUACAAGCCGAUAUUUUACUCCAAAAGACCAGAGUUACGUAAAAGAAAAUUUGGUGACGUAUCAGAACGAGUCGCCCUCAGAGAACGUCUCAAGUGCAAAGAUUUUAAGUGGUAUUUAGAAAACGUCUACCCAGAAAUCGUGGUUCCUGAUAUAGACGUCAGAGCACGAGACGAGCUUAGAAAUCUAGGCAUUAAUAAAUGUGCCGAUUUCAUGUUGAAUAAGGGACCACAAAUAUCGUUAUUUCCCUGUCACGGACAAGGCGGACACCAAAGUUUUGAGCUGAGUAAGAAGGGACAUGUGCAAUAUGAUACUCGUUGUGCCACUGGCAAGAGGAAUAUACCCAAGGUUAUGAUGUUUAGCUGUAAAUCAAAGGAUACGUUGACCUUUGAACAUUCCAAGGGAGGUGAAAUGAAAGAUGUAGAUUCCCAAAAGUGCCUUGAUUUGUCACUAGAUCGUCAGUAUGUCAUUCUCGCAGACUGUAAUGGCAGGCAAACUCAACGUUGGCGAUGGGGUGCAUAUCUUAAAGACUAAACUUCAAAAUGUUGUGCUCCUCUGAAAACCCCCAAGAAGAAGUCAUUUUGUCUCCUUUCUGUUGUAUCGAUAAGCCUUAAUACCAAACCGAGGUUAGAACGGCAAAAUUGUAUGGUUCUUCUUUAGUAUAGUGUGGAUCAGUGAAAUGAACAGGUAAGCACGUAGGGUAUGAGACCAAUACAUCAGAAUAACAGGUUGUGUCAUGGCCGAAUAGUUAAGAGCAGCAGAUUCAAACUCUGGUGUUUCUGAUCAGCAGUUUGUGGGUUUGAGUACCAGUCGUGACACGUGUGUCCUUAAGCACGAAUACUUACAACCACGAUGAUUUGUCAUUCGGAUGGGACGUAAAGCUGUUGGUCCCGUGUGUUUUGUAACGCACGUAAAAGAACCAAGUCGAUUAUCGAAAA
Messenger RNA from Asterias rubens (European starfish), 3007 nucleotides. Its product is annotated as polypeptide N-acetylgalactosaminyltransferase 1-like. NCBI's taxonomy places the organism in Eukaryota, Metazoa, Echinodermata, Asteroidea, Forcipulatida, Asteriidae. Gene Ontology annotation, cellular component: Golgi apparatus. Bases 522 to 2603 code for a protein of 693 amino acids. The record is from RefSeq and is a predicted model, not a curated record. The transcript is spliced from 11 exons.